GACGAGGUAAAAAGAAGUACAUGUGAUACUGGCAAGGCUAGGUGGACAAGCAAAAGUUUACAAGUCUGUUUUGUUAAUAAGGGCGGUUUUUUCUGAUUCAAAGUAGCAGUUAGCAGAUGUGUUUGUGUAUUAAAUGAGUGAGAUUGUUAAACUGUACCUUUCAGUAGGGCGUGCGUAUUUUGGAACACUAGCUAGCAUAGCAUCGAAGACAAUCAGUAUUUGGUUUGCAUAAUACCCCAAAACACGACCAAUGUCCAGCGACACUGUCAAAGAUUUAAAACCGUGGCAGGAGAGGAAUGAUGUUGCCUCUGAGAACAAGGAUGGACAGAACGGUGCUGAUAACGGACAUAUAGAAACUCUCUCAAAAAACCAGAGGAAGAAGCUUAUGAGGCAUCAGAAAUGGGAGGAGGAGAGAACCCUUCGGAAGCAGAGGCGGAAGGAGAAGAGGCUGAAGAGGAGCCUGGAGAGGAAGGCCCAGGGCGAGGAGGGAGGGGAGCUUGUGCCGAGCCGGAAGCGCCUGAGGAAAGAGGUGAAGCCCAGCAGCCCCCUGAGACUGGUGAUAGACUGCAGCUUUGACAGCCUCAUGAUGUUUAAGGAUGUGCGGAAGCUCCAUAAGCAAAUCCAGAGGUGCUACGCAGUGAACCGGCGAGCACUGCACCCUGUACAGUUUUAUCUGACUAGCCUGGGUGGGCAGCUGAAGCAGAACAUGGAUAAGACGGACGAGGGUUGGGUCAACUGGAAGGAGAUUAUGGUGAGGACGGAGGCGUACCACGAGGUGAUGGGCAAGGAGGAGCUGGUGUACCUGACCUCUGACUCGCCCAACGUCUUGGCGGAGCUAGACGAGACCAAGGCCUAUGUCAUUGGAGGCCUUGUGGACCAUAAUCACCACAAGGGGAUCACCUUCGAGCGGGCAAAGGAGUUGGGAAUUGACCAUGCGCAGCUCCCGCUGAACAGCUUUGUCAAGAUGAACAGCCGUAAAGUGCUGGCGGUUAACCAUGUGUUUGAGAUUAUGCUGAAGUACCUUGAGAAGAGGGACUGGCAGGAGGCCUUCUUUACUGUCCUGCCUCUACGUAAAGGAGCAAUUCCCCUGGGCCAGGAGGGCACCGCCACAGAAGACAAGGAUGGGGGCGGGGAGGAGGAUUCUGACAGCGACUCAGACACAGAGACAGUCACACAAGACACCCCCAAAACACAGCGCCCAAAGGAGAGAGAGUGGGGAGCACAGGAUACACUGCAGUCAGAAGAGGCCCCAUAAAGGCCAGUCUGUGGCCCACAAAAGCCAACAGCUACUUCCGCAUCUUAAUAUAAAUCGAUUACACAAGGUUUGAUUUAAUGAAUUUUGAGUUUGAGUUUUGAUUGCAGAAUUAUAGAUCAUUUUAGUCUGUGUUUUAUUUAAUUUGUUGAUUUCAGCUAUAUUUAAUGAAUGAUAUUUUUCUUGGAGUGCUUAUAUUAAGUGAACAAGUUGUAUAUUAAGUGAACAACAAUAACCAUACCUUUUUUGUAUUCUGCAGCAAGUCUUGCAUUGCUUGUUUAUUAAAUUGUUUAUUUCUUAUUUUUCAAUAAACAACUGGCAGGUAUUACUGGAAUAAACAGAGUCUUUAAAUUUCA
This is a messenger RNA of Esox lucius (northern pike), 1608 nucleotides long. It is a transcript of the gene trmt10a, whose product is annotated as tRNA methyltransferase 10A. The transcript has 7 exons. The record is from RefSeq and is a predicted model, not a curated record. Gene Ontology annotation, cellular component: cytosol; nucleoplasm; nucleus. NCBI's taxonomy places the organism in Eukaryota, Metazoa, Chordata, Actinopteri, Esociformes, Esocidae. The coding region runs from base 251 to 1255 and encodes 334 amino acids. Gene Ontology annotation, molecular function: tRNA binding. Gene Ontology annotation, biological process: tRNA N1-guanine methylation.